Schistosoma rodhaini is the source of this 5206-nucleotide messenger RNA. Lineage: Eukaryota; Metazoa; Platyhelminthes; Trematoda; Strigeidida; Schistosomatidae. The record is from the annotation of a GenBank genome assembly.
GUGGGUGCUUAAAAGCGAAGGGUGUAUUUUGUAUUGUAUUUCCUCGUUAUGGCCAGUAACAAUUAUAGGUUACACUAAAUCGUAAUCAGAUCUAAUGGAUUCGAAAUUCAAAUUAAUAGAUGAUGAUAAAGAGAAUAACGAUGAGCUGUCACUGGACGUCGAACAGGCUAUUCGUAGCAGUUCGAUUAUGUCCAAAGCUCCAAUUGUGCAAUUUCUAAACAGAUCUUAUAGUAGUCUAGCACCAUUUUCUGGCAUUUACUGUUAUAAGGUUUGGGUGUCUGAGGUACCACCAAAUAGAUCUCGUCAUUACUCGUAUCAAGUUAUUACAACAAACUCAAUACAAAAAGUUUAUGUCACUACUAUGCGUGUUUGGCCGAUUACAUUUUCUUUCCGACCACCAGUAACUCCUAUGGAUUUUUGGAUUCGAAUUACACCACUGUUUUCGUAUGCAGAAAAAUGUGGUGAAGUUGUUCAAAGAUGCAAAAAGCACGAGAUUCAGACAUCUGGUAGCUACAUAUCAAAGGGGAAAUCAUUUAUUGAAAUUCUUGGAGAAAGUUCUGAGUAUGUGUUGGGCAGUACCCUGUCAAAUUGCCCGCGUGACCAAAUCACUGUCCGCACACCUAUUGAUGUGCUCCAUCUCCUUCACUCCAAAUCAGAAGCUCCACCUAGCACUGCCGAUUCGGAUAUAUCAUUACUACCAGAGGUGAGAGGAGUUUUGUAUUGUAGACUUAGCUGCUACAACAGUUGUUUUGGUUUAACAGCUCGAGGUGAGAUUGAGUUAGUUAUAACUCUCGAAGCAAAGAAUGAUGAGUCAGUUAAUCAAGAGAAUUUCACAAUCUUUGGCCUUGACAAAAUACGUGUUCGUUGUUGCUCUUGUCCGACAAGAGAUGCAAAGUCUGAUCACAAGCUUUCAGCCCAUACUUUUGGAGCAAGUUCCACCGGAAUAAGUUCUAGAAGGUUGUCACUUAGUUUAUCUGAUCAUUCGAAUAUUCGAAUAAAUACUGGGAGUUCAAGUUCACGAAAUAGUUGUCCUAGUAAAAUACAAAGAAUUGAAAAUGAAGACUGUCAAGAUUCAUAUUCAUCUGUUAUUCUUAACGGUAGAAAAUAUUUCAUUACCAUGACUGAUGAUCCAGAAGUAAAGUCAGCAAACACCACCUUGAGGGAUUUAUCAGCGUUAACAUCUGAAAGAUGGACAUGUUCUCGUUCUCGAAAUCGUGCACUGAAACGUAUCAAAAGGCUUUAUCGAAAUUUGGAAAAUUAUAUUGUUGAUUGUACCGUUAAAGAGUUAUCUAGAAAAGGAAAUGAUUGUAUUCCAUCUCAGGGGUCUCAAGAGAGUACAAGUUCAACUUCAUCUACAGCUGACAAGUUACUUUUGUUUUAGUCAUACUGUAAAACAUGACAAUAAGCAGAAAAGUUUUGCAAUCUGAACUGUCUUCGAAACUGGCUACCAAGUGUUCUACCAACUCCUUUAUUCGAUUCGCUGAAACUUCUCACUCUGUCCGAUAAUUGUUGCAACUUCGACUCCAUGUCCCGUUACAUACUACUUACAAACAUCUUUAUUAGUAGCGUCCACUACAAUACUAGUGUUUACACUUAUCGAACGGGAUUUUUCUUCUCAAUAUGUGCGCUGAUUUCCUAGGUUAUAAAUACACAUACACUUUCUCUCAGCGUAUGUCUUGGGUAAAAAUAAUUGGUAAUUGAACUGUUUCAUUGAUUAGUAAACUGUUUUGUAAAUUCGUAUUGAACUGCAGAUAUUCACUAAGAUUCCACACUUUCUUAUGGUAAAAUAGGUUGAUGAUAGUAGAAAAGGGAUAAAAAAGAGUAGUUUGCAUUGCUUUUUUCAUUAUACAAUGUCAGAUAAUGUUGUCAUAGCUCAUUCUUUUCAAGCAAUCUUCUGUGUUUCAUUAGGCUGCUAGUUUUCAGGUUUUAUUUUUAGAAAGUCUAGUCAUAUAAUUAGAAUUGCUUAAGGUAUGUAGUGGCUAGGCUUCGAGAUAAUUUAUUAGGUUUCCUUUAUAAAUCACCCUGAUAACCGUUAUUAAAUAAAUCCAGACGGUGUAUGGGUUCGGAAGGCAAUACGUAGCAGCUACUACAGUUUAUUAUUAGAUAGCACAGAUAACAAAGUCACAAGUACGUCAAGCGAAUUUCAGAAGAGAGGCUAAUGUGCGCGAGCAAGCGAAUACAGAGGUGGACUCAGUCAAAUCAAAUCGAGUCGAAGCGAAACAAGUCAAGGCAAAGCAAUCAAUAAGAUUCAAGCACAUUUAUAUGUGGGAAAGACAAUGAUUCAUUGAGCGAUAUUUAAGCGAAUAGCAUUUAAGCUAGAGAGAAAUAUGUGAGUAGGCUCCCACGUGUGAUCAAGCGUACACGUUUAUACAGAUAUGAUAGUGAUCAUAGUAAUACAAAGAAACAGACAAAUUGUUUCUGUUCCGAUAACUGUCAAAUAAGUUAAUUGGAGGGCUUGACAAAAUUAAUCGUAGGAGAUUUGCUAUAGUUAUACAAUUAUUCACUUUCUCGAUGUAUAUUAAAUACGUUUGACAAUAUUUAAACCAAUAUUAAUGAUGGUAUGAUUCAAGAUGCAGACCAGUGCUUCGUUACUUAUCCAGUUUAAAUGCAAAUCCAGGACCCUUGGUGUGUUACUAAUACGUUCAAAAUGUUACUAAGACUCGUACUUCAAUUAAAGUGUUUGUUAGAACAUUCCCUCAAACCAGAGAUUACUAAAAGGCUAAUAGAUAGACAAUAUAACAUUUGCCUGAAUUAAACAUCUAAAGCGAAAGAUCCCCACGAUCAUAACUGAAACUACUGAAUAUCCAUGGCCAAAUGAUCAUAUGACCGUCUUAGUCAUUCAUAAAAGGUAAAGAGUGACCAGUCAUCAGACAGAUGAAAUGCAAUAAAAAGUAGAGUUAAAACACUGUUAGUGACUCAUGUAAGCCAAAGGCUAUAUCAAGUGAAAAUAGUGAAAAAGGGAGUGACACAUAUUAUAGGUAAUAGAACUUGUUGGAACUAAGCACAUACAGAAUCUAUAUUUGUUAGUAAGGUGAAGCUUAUUCAACAAUAUAUUAUUACAUCUUAGCUAAUCAGAUUUUGCAGUUUGAAGUCUUGAUUCAUUAUCAAAAUAAGUAGUCAAUUAUCUUUUGAAAAUACAGGAUAUAAAAUUAUAGUUACUAACAUAGUAGUACUUUUAUAUAAAAUGUCUUAACAAGUAUAUUUAUGAUCAGAUUGUUCAAAAUGUAUUACGAGAAUAUAUCACACGAUUGUGAUAACUUUCGUCUUCUUAUUACACUAUCGAAUUUCAUCAAUAGGACUGAUUAUAUACAUUUCUUUUUCACACACCCUCACCUAUAUAUUUAUCCUGACUAUUCAUCAUAAUCUCUCACACAUCAAAUAUUUGUGGUUUCAACUUGUAAACUUAUUUUAAAAAUAAUCCUAAAUUCUCAUAUUGUAAUCCUGGAUAUAUGUAACACCACCUCCCUAUUAUGAUUAAAUAGGUCCAGAAUUGAUUGAUUGGAAAAUAUCAUUUUUGUUGAUGUGUAUUUGUGUUCUAUUCAGAUCACUUCGAUACAUUCUUAUUGAAAUUUAGUCAUUAUGCUUUGUAUUAAUCUUAUUGUAGUGUUGUUUCCACAUUUUUGAAAGUCAUAUUUUAAUUAGGAAUACAGAUUGGUCAUUUAGAUUUUUUUCACCUUUUAUAUCUCAUUUAUUUGCACUAAAUUAGGUUGGUUACGUAACAGAUGCUAAUAUUUUUUUGAGAAUGAAAGUUCAUUUUCGUCUAAUUAAGGUCAAUUACGUUUUUCGGUUAAAUGUGUUAUCGUUUAAUGUACGAUAGAUACUUAAUGCUAGUUUGUGUAGGCUUAGUUAGACGACUGUUGAGGGCCAUAGGGAGAUGUUUUAUCCUAUUAUUGAGACUCUUCAGGGUUGAUAUCUACGAUCCUACCAGUUGUUUCUAACUCCCUAGCAUUCUUGUGAACUGGAAUGUUCAGUCAUAUAGACUAAAAGUUGUUUUUAAUUAAAGUUAAUCUGUAGUAAUUGCUAUACAUUAUGACAUUGGUCUUAAUUAGCACAAUCGUUAGAUUCAAGUAUAUAUCAGUUUAUAUUCUAGAUCAGUUGUUUAGUCUGAAUCACUCAUCACUGUCUGCAGUUCUAAAAUAGACAAAAAAAACUCUACCGGUGUUGGGUAGCGUACGAGGUAUUAUAUUUCCUUAAAACAACGAGCAUUCUUUACGAUAAAUUCUCAUCGAGUCUUACAUUCAAAAAUCAAAUCAAGGCUGCAAACUGAUGACCAAACUUAGGACAUAUACAUUUUUCUAAAAAUUACGACAUACAAAUCCGGAAUCUCUGUCAACUACUUCUAAAUAACAUCUGCGCAUUGUGCACCUUCCGUCGAGUCCCUUACAAUGGUGGCUACAUUGAAACUUGACCAACAGCAUUUCACCAAGUCUAAGGUUCUAAUAAUAUUGACAUUCAGUUAGUAUUAAGCGUGACUCAUACUUAUUUUGUGAUCACGUGACCUUCAGCCUGGAAUGUCUGGAAAAUAAAAGUACACUGAGCAGAUAGAUUAAGUCUUACGAUUCCUCAGUGCUAAAGGUUAACAUGAAUGCAUGGAAAAUGAAACUAAAUAUAUAAUUCUAUUCCCAACUAUAUCGUGUUAUCACUUUUUAAUAAUAGACAAUUCAUAUCAGACAUUUAGACUAUAUUAUUCAUGUUUUUUUAUUCGUAUGUAUACAGGCGGGGCUAUAAUUUAUGGACUGCCUGUGGGAGAUGCUAAAGUGGCUUUUAAAAACAACCACUUUCUAGGGUCAAGAAGAUAUUACAGAUUGAUGUGAUAGAUUUUGAUUAAGAGAUUGAAAUGUUAGUUACUGUUAGAUAAUUAACUAACAUUUUAUGGAGUUAGAUUUUACUGAAUCAUUUUAAUAUUUAAAUGUCAACCACCGAGGAGUAGCCAUUUUUAAUCGGCAACUUUCUUUGGUUAAUAUUUAUUAACCCUUCUGGCGUAAUUCUAUUCAAAAUAUCAUUAUUUAAUUUAAUUUUGUUAAUAUGCAAGCACCUAUUAAUUUUCUACUGGUAAUGAUAUUUCAAAAAGUAUUUGCAAAUUUAGAUUCACUUUUCAAAGUCAAUCAUCUACCGCGUAGGACCAGGCGCAUAUUUAUCGAUCCAAGUUGUCGUACCUCAUUAGUACAACAAGAUGUUAUAGUUGUGGUUUUUGCUAUAUAAACGA